Gryllus bimaculatus (two-spotted cricket) is the source of this 4600-nucleotide messenger RNA. The record is from the annotation of a GenBank genome assembly. NCBI's taxonomy places the organism in Eukaryota, Metazoa, Arthropoda, Insecta, Orthoptera, Gryllidae.
CGACUGUUUCCGGUUAAGUGUGGUGAAACGCGCAAUUUGGACGUAGUACGAAGUUGUAAGAGAAACGGUACAUUGCAGUCUUUUUUGCUGUCAUACAUUGUUAGCACACAAACGCCGAAAAUAACUCAAAAUCUGGAGCCUAACAUUAAAACACACAAUCAUAAGCUCUCUCUGGCAUAAAUUUAAGUCAUUUUAUAUGUGGCGCGCUUAAGAUGGUUUAUCAUUUCUUCCAAAAACCACGAACGCUUCAAACUGCUUCGCAAGGUGACUAGAACAGAGCGGUGCAUUGCCGGACCUGGCGCGACCAAUCGACAUGAUUUCUUCCGUGGCCAACGACAUUUCCGGUGGGCCCUGAUUUCCAUCUAACACCCAUCUCUGUAUCUCUCCCAGAUCUCUCCUCUAUGCAAACACCACAUACUUUGGCAUAGUAUUUCGCACGUGGAAGUGUACAAAUAAGACAGCGCAAUUUAAACCUUCAUUUCUUUCUUCAAUUUUAACAACAUUCUGCGAGGAUGAAUCGUUCUGUUUAUCAUAAAUUGAAAUCAAUGGCAAUCGUUUCUGGAGGUGCCACAGCUAUUUUCUCAGCUUUAAGUAUUUACAAUGAAAAUGAAAAGUUUUAUGACAAUGUUCUCAUGCCUGUAAUCCAUUUUUUACCUCCUGAAACUUCUCAUAAUAUGGGUAUAAUGGUUGGUAAAUAUGGAUUAUUUGGCCAGAGUAGAUUUAAAGAUCCUGAAACUUUGAAAACAAAAGUAUGGCAUUUAAAUUUUUCCAAUCCUAUCGGAAUGGCUGCAGGAUUUGAUAAGCAAGGUGAAGUGGUUAGUGCUCUUCAUAAAAUUGGUUUUGGUUUUGUUGAAGUUGGUUCAGUUACACCGCUACCACAACCAGGUAAUGAUAAGCCCAGGGUGUUUCGGUUGGAAGAAGAUGAAGCAAUUAUUAACAGAUAUGGUUUUAAUAGUGAUGGACACAGUAUUGUAUAUGAACGUUUGAAAUGUUUGAAAUCAAACAAAGAAUUUACUGGAAUUGUUGGCAUUAACUUAGGUAAAAAUCGGCUAUCAGAUGAUCCUGUUAAUGAUUAUGUGCAAGGAAUCAAAAUGUUUGGUGAAAUAGCUGAUUAUUUAGUUAUUAACGUGUCAAGUCCUAACACCCCAGGUCUAAGAACAUGGCAGAGAAAACAGCAACUGCAGGAAUUGCUCAUGCAUUUAGUGGCUGCUCGUAAUGAGCUGCCUGGGCCUAAUAAACCUCCAUUGUUACUGAAAUUAGCGCCUGAUUUAUCUGAUGAAGAGAGGAAAGACAUUGCAUCAGUUUUGGAAGAUAUGAGUGGAAAACCACUUUCGUCAUCAUCUACAAAUCUUAUUUCAGACAUGUAUCGACUUACAAAAGGACGAAUUCCUAUUGUUGGCGUGGGUGGGAUCUUUUCUGGAGAAGAUGCAUACAAGAAGAUAAAGGCAGGAGCAAGUCUUCUACAGCUGUAUACAUCCUUCAUUUAUUAUGGUCCGCCAAGGGUUUCUCGAAUUAAAAGAGAAUUAGAAGAAUUGUUAACGGCUGAUGGACUAAAAAGCAUAGAAGAGGCUGUUGGGAAGGAUCAUCUCCAAAGAAAAUGAUAUUAGUUGUAAAAUGCCGCCAAAAUUUAGGGUAUUGAAGUAAUUGCUUGAGCAAUACGAUAUCAUUCUGUUGCUGAAUUUAAUUGACUGAUAAACAAAAAAAUAACCAUUAAAAAAAUAUUGUGACGGCAAUCGAAGUCAAUGAAUAUUCCCCGCAUCACGUACUACAGCCGCAGACAUUUUUGGGCAUGGUUGAACAUUGUGUGGAACAGAGUUGAUAAUGAUAGAAUUCAGGAAGUGGGCCCUGAUUUGGCUUGUGCUGAAUGGCUGAUGCGAAAUGGUGCUUUGGUCAAAUGGGCUGGGAAGGCAGAUUAUCUUAAAGAUUAUGAUUCCCUGAAAGAAGGUGAAGGAAAGGGAGGAUAUUAUAUAGAAGAAAUAGAUGCCACAGAAGCCAGUAUUAUGCAUGUGGGAUUCCCUCAUUUUCAUGGCUGUAAACACAUCAAAAAAAUUAAAUUGCAACGAUGCUCUAAUGUAGAGGACAAAGCGUUAAAGAGCUUGGAAAUUCUCAAGAAUUCUUUGCAGCAUUUGCAAGUAAUCAGCUGUGGCAAUGUGACUGAUAAAGGAGUCAAAUCUCUGACGACUCUUGUAAAUCUAGAAACUUUGCUUCUGUAUGACUUACCAGAAGUAAAAUGUUGCAAAGAUUGUGCCCUUAUCCUGCAGGAAAGUCUCCCGAAAUGUCAAGUAGACUAUAGAGUAACUGAACAUCCACAUAAAAGGUAUCACUCAACUGCAGAUUGUCCUCAGGACACUCCAGAGAAGAAGACUGAUAUUCGUGAAUAACAGAAUAACUGCAAAACUUAGCCUUUCCUUAGAUUUAUGAUAUUUAUUUAAAACUUGUAGUAAUGAGUUGUAAGGGUGAAAAACAUGUAUAUUAACUAGGCUAUAUGAAACUAGUUGUGAAAUGUCAAUAAGAACAUUACAUCAGUAAUAAUGCCAUUUAUUUCAUGUGAUACAUUUUCUUCUGAUAUUGUAUUUCAAUUUUUUAUCUUCAUACAUGAGGCUGUAUUAAACUUCUGAUGUUGUCAUGCCACUGUAGAAGUUCAGAAAUCUGAAGAGUGACACUGCUUCUACUUGUUCCUCCUUUUACUUGAUACUGUUCCACACUGCUUUCAUAAUUCCAUAUUUCAUUGAUAUCGUCUUCAAAGAAAUUGCUGUAAUACACAAUGCUAUUGUAAUAAUAUUUCAACUGAUAUUUUAAAGCAAAAAUUACAUUUAUGUAAAUUUAUAUUUUAAAGAUUUUAUUCUUGAUAAAAAUUUUAUUCCUUUUUUAUUAUAAUAAGAACACAAUAUUUUUAAUUUUAGGUUUUAAUUUAUUUUUAUGCCUCCAAGAAUACCAUAGGUAUACCAAAUAGAAAUUUACAACUAAAUGUUCGGGAAGGCCGUCUCCAAAAUACUUGGAGUGUUUGUAAAUAUGUGUGUUUUAAUUGUGUAACACUUUUUCUACAUGCAAUUGAACAUUUCCCAACAUCUUUUCCCUCUACUAUCAUUGAAAAAUAACUGAAAUUUCGGGCUUUGAACAUCUGUUUAUAUAGAUCAUUUUGUGGAAUCUGAUAAUGUAUAUAUCAUUUGUGGAGACCUACGAAGCCAGACCAACUAGAGAGAUUUUUCCUGGCAUUAAAUUGAAAUAAUUUAAUCUAACCCUGGUACCUAACAAGUAAUGUGAAUGUCACUGGAUAUUGUAGGUUGAUCAUUUUUGUGUUCUGCUUUCAGAGAUUGUAUUGUAAAAUUAACAUGCUUCCCAUGGCUUCACCGGAUGGAUCAUGUAAAAUUUGAAACGUGUACAAAAAGAACUAUUGAAAAACUUAUAUAAACUAUGAACAGUGUAACGUUCAGAGUUAUUUUCUGGAAGCAGGGUCUUGAAAAACUUGAGGAUGUAGUGGCAUUCUUACGGGAGUAAUUUGAAAAUAAAAUGAAACUGGAAUAUUUUCUUCAAUAUACUUGAAUUGAUUUUACGCAGGUACUAUAAAGUUGAUAUUUUUUAAACAGUGUUUUAAUAGGUAGUGAAUUUUACUUUGAAGUGGUUAAUUGUGAACAAAAUUUCCAUCAUUUUAAUGUUCUUUGGUGAUUUCUUAUAAACUGGAUAUUUUAUUCUCUAUUUACGAUUGUUUAUGCUUAUGAAGGCCUUAUUAAUUUAGGACAUAAAUUACUUGGCAAUCGCCCAAAUGACAAGGCCCAUUACAAAGUAUACUUAACCCCACCAUGAGCAUUAGUGAUACAAGUGUGGAUGAUUUUAUCUGAAUUAUAUGCAACUUUUUACAUUUUGAUUGAGAAACGUUCAUAUUUUACUUCAACCUGGGAAUCCCAUAAAGAAUGUAGCUUGAAACACAAAUGAUAAUGCACUUAACAAACAUUUAGUGACUGAGCUUCUGGUAAGAGGAAUACUAAUUCCCUUUGACUCCACAUGUGGCUAACGUAUUUGAGUGCAAUGUAAUGAAUAUCUUAAGGGAUCCGAAGAACUUUUGAACUAUGAAUAAUAUUGAUCAUAUGUAAAUCAUAAGUAAUAUUAAAAUAAACAAUAACCUGUCGAAACAUUUUAACCUUUUAGGAAAAUGAAUAAGUUUUAAAGAUUAAUGAGUGCCCAUCCAGCAGGAGCCCAACGCACAAUCGUGGUCUAUUUAUACUUUAAUCAAUCCAUCCAUCCUUCGAUGACCAAUGUGUUCUUCCCUUUCUAAAUCUUCCAGUGGAUUGCAGGUGUUGGACAUUGAUAUAAAAUCAUACAAAUUUGCCAAAUAGAAAAGAAAGAUAGAUCCCUUUUGAACAAUUUGUGUAGUUUCUUCACAUUUUUAACACUAAAAUUGUGGUGGAGUUGAAGGAUACUCUUUCGGGCUUGUUUUAUACAUCAACUAUUGCUGAAAUCAGUAUGUGAACAAUUUUUCUUUAAAUUCUCAAAAUUAUUUAUCACUAUUGUAAACAAUGGUUAAACAUAUUUUUGUAAACAAAUAUAGCUUUAUUUUGUCUAAUAUACUAUACUGUACUGUACUAUGCUAUAUACUGUUGAU